Molecule: messenger RNA, 1388 nt
Organism: Lacerta agilis (Sand lizard)
Lineage: Eukaryota; Metazoa; Chordata; Lepidosauria; Squamata; Lacertidae
Product: zinc finger and SCAN domain-containing protein 2-like
Exons: 1
Coding region: 75-1343 (422 amino acids)
Biological process (GO): central nervous system development; regulation of transcription by RNA polymerase II
Cellular component (GO): nucleus
Molecular function (GO): RNA polymerase II cis-regulatory region sequence-specific DNA binding; DNA-binding transcription factor activity, RNA polymerase II-specific
Source: RefSeq, a predicted model, not a curated record
CGAAGAAGUGGGAAUCCCGCGAGAAGCGAGAUGAAAGCUUCCUCAGAGAGAGCUGGGCUUGCCCUCCUCCCUAUAUGGAGGGUCUUGGGGGCACUCGGGACUGUGCGACCCACCAGGGGCUCAGCAACCACCUCAAGGAGUGUAGGAAGAUCCUUAAGGCCCGGCCCCCCAACCUCAUUACCCGCCAGAGACUUAAUGGGAGCAUGAAGCUCCACCGCUGUGCUGACUGUGGGAGAGGCUUCGGCCUCCUCUUGAACCUCAUCCGCCACCAGAGGACUCACGUCGGUGGGAAGCCCUACAAAUGUCCCGACUGCGGGAAAGAAUUUGGCCACAGCUCGGCCCUCCUCACUCAUCGGCGCAUCCACACCGGGGAGAAGCCGUACGUGUGCAACGAAUGCGGGAAAAGCUUCAACGUGGUGUCGAACCUUCUGCGCCACCAGAGGAGCCACACGGGAGAGAAGCCGUACCAGUGCCCUGACUGUGGGCGCUGCUGCAGCCAAAGGUCUCACCUGGUCACUCACCUGCGCCUCCACACCGGGGAGAGGCCUUACUGGUGCCUGGAGUGUGGGAAAAGCUUCAACGUCAGCUCCGACCUUAUCAAACACCGGAGAAUCCACACGGGCGAGAAGCCUUACGAGUGCCGCUACUGCGGGAAGCGCUUCAGCGGCAGCUCAAACCUCAUCACGCACCAGAGGCUCCACACGGGCGAGAAGCCCUACGUCUGCCCAGAGUGCAGCAAAAGCUUCCCCAUCAGCUCCAAGCUCAUCGCUCACCAGAGAAUCCACACCGUGGAGAAACCCUACGACUGCGCCGGCUGGAGGGGAAGUUUACCCGAAAGGCCCCGCCUGGCCAGGCGCCAGCAGAGCCCGUACCGCCGAGAGAAACGCUUCAAGUGCGCCGACUGUGGGAAGAGUUUCACCACCAGCUCCUACCUUAUCACUCACCAGCGCACCCACACGGGGGAGACCCCUUACACCUGCGGGGACUGUGGAAAAAGCUUCACCGUCAUCUCCAACCUUGCCAGACACCAGAGAAUCCACACGGGAGAGAAGCCCUACCAGUGCCCGGACUGCGGGAGGAGCUACACCCAGCGGGCCCACUUGACGACGCACCUCAGAGUCCACACGGGAGAGAAGCCUUAUGCCUGCGCCGACUGUGGGAAGAGCUUCAACAUCAACUCAUCCCUCACAAAACACCGAAGAAUCCACACAGGCGAAAAGCCCUACAUGUGCCCUGACUGUGGGAAAACUUUCAGCCAGAGCUCCAAUGUCACCACGCAUCGAAAGCUCCACCAUGGAGAGAGCCUUCUCAGUGGCCCCAUAAGGAUCCUUCAGAUCAAAUAGAACUUCCCAUCUCUACCUAGUGACUUUCCUCUCUGGUGGUCUGGC